Molecule: messenger RNA, 630 nt
Organism: Symbiodinium natans
Lineage: Eukaryota; Dinophyceae; Suessiales; Symbiodiniaceae
Source: the annotation of a GenBank genome assembly
AUGCCAGCCUGGCACCCCCGAGCCGACAAAGUGACAGGGCUGUGGUUCAACCUCGUCAUUGGACUCAGAAACAUUUCCACCAACAUUCUGGUCUUGAAGUCGGAGGAUUUCAGCAACGCGAUCAAUGCCACCUUGAAGAGGCUCGGCUCCUUCGCAGGUGUAAGUCCUGACGGCUUCCCAUCGGCGACUGUUCUUGGCCGCACCAACUCGCAACAUAGUGUUGAUGGCCGAGGACAGGACACCUUCCAGAGAGGUUUUUGGGCCGUAGCCGGCGUGUAUGAGAUUUCUCGACGGAGGCCCAUGUUGUGCGAAACGAGACUGCUCAUCUAUUCCAAGACCAACGACGUCUGCGGAGUGCUGAGCUCGUCUUUUGGAGUCCACUACGGCGAGUGUCUUGGAGAUGAUCCUGUGAAGUGCACGAACGAGCCUGGAAAUAAGUAUCUGAAAGGCCAGGGGCCAACGAAGAUGAUCACGACGACCAUUGCCCCCAUUACAACAACCAUAGGCCCUUCCACGCUCAUGUUACUCAUGGCCGAGACCAGGGCAUCCAGCUUGGAUGUCAUGGCCAUUCCCAUCUUCAUUGCGGGGAUGAGCUGUGGCCUUGGCGUUGGCCGGCUGAGAGGUCGAUGA